AUGUCGCAACCCAAGGCUUUGGACACUGUCUUGUCCAACGCUGCUCGCGUGACUGACGAUGCUGCUCCGGUCAGUCCCUCCGCUGGUGGUGCUGUCUCGUACAAUUCCACUCGCGAUCUGAAGCCGUUGCCCGUCAUGCCGGCGACUGCCAAUGGGUCGCCAAUCCCCCCUGCCUCGUCCCCAAUUGUGGGCAAUUCCGAGAAGCAAGUCGUCUUGGAGCUGGAAGAUGGCAUCUCCUACCAGGGCUACAGCUUCGGUGCUGAGAAGAGCGUCGCCGGUGAACUCGUCUUCCAAACCGGAAUGGUAGGCUACCCAGAGUCUAUCACCGAUCCUUCCUAUCGCGGCCAGAUUCUGGUCGUCACAUUCCCGUUGGUUGGAAACUAUGGUGUUCCUUCCCGAGAUACCAUGGACGAAGUCCUGAAAGACCUUCCUAAAUACUUCGAAUCGAGCCAAAUCCAUAUUGCGGCUCUCGUCGUUGCCACCUAUUCCGGAGAAGGCUACUCCCACUUUCUGGCUCAGUCAUCCCUCGGUCAGUGGCUCAAAGAACAGGGUGUGCCCGGUAUCUACGGCGUCGACACGAGGUCUUUGACCAAGCGUAUUAGAGAAAAGGGAAGCAUGCUUGGUCGUUUACUGCUUGAAACUUCUACCGGCUCGGAUGGAAUUGCCUCCGACCUGACCUCCGCUCAAUGGAGAUCCCAUUGUGAGCAGAUUGAAUGGGAAGACCCAAAUAAAAAGAACCUUGUCGCAGAAGUGUCUAUCCGAGAACCCCGCCUCUUCACACCUCCGGAAGCUGUAGCUUUGAAGCACACCUCCGGCCGUCCAGUACGAGUACUUUGCUUAGAUGUGGGUAUGAAAUACAACCAGCUCCGCUGCUUACUGUCACGCGGAGUCGAGGUUCUGGUCAUUCCUUGGGACUACGACUUCCACACCCUCGCCGGCAAUGAGUACGACGGUCUUUUUAUAUCCAAUGGUCCAGGUGAUCCAGCUACCAUCUCGACUGCGGUAGCAAACAUUUCAAAGACAGUCUAUGAAGGCAGAAUCCCUAUUUUUGGUAUCUGUUUGGGACACCAGCUCCUGGCCCGAGCUGUCGGUGCAAGCACCACAAAAAUGAAGUUUGGUAACCGCGGCCACAACAUUCCUUGCACCAGCAUGGUCACCGGAAAGUGUCACAUUACUUCUCAGAACCACGGAUAUGCUGUCGAUGCUACUACACUCCCAGAAGGUUGGGAAGAACUGUUCGUCAAUGCCAACGAUGGUAGCAACGAAGGUAUUCGCCACGUUGGCCGCCCUUUCUUCAGUGUCCAAUUUCAUCCCGAAAGCACUCCCGGUCCUCGUGAUACCGAGUUCCUCUUCGAUGUUUUCAUCAACACCAUCAAGACGACACUGGCUUCAUCAGAGGCUUUGAAGCAGCCCGUGGCUUUCCCCGGUGGCUCGCGCGAGGAGAACGAGAAGAAGACUCCACGCGUAUCUGUCAAGAAAGUCCUUGUUCUGGGCAGUGGAGGUCUUAGUAUUGGUCAAGCUGGAGAGUUUGAUUACUCAGGCAGUCAAGCCAUCAAAGCUUUGAAGGAAGAAGGCAUUUACACUAUCUUGAUCAACCCCAACAUUGCCACUAUUCAGACCUCCAAGGGUUUGGCUGACAAGGUCUACUUCCUUCCCGUGAAUGCCGAUUUCGUGCGCAAAGUCAUUAAGCACGAGCGACCUGAUGCAAUCUAUGUCACUUUUGGUGGCCAGACUGCCCUCCAAGUUGGUAUUCAACUCAAGGAUGAGUUUGAGGCACUUGGCGUCAAGGUCUUGGGUACUCCGAUUGAUACCAUCAUCACCACUGAAGAUCGUGAACUAUUUGCCCGAAGCAUGGAAUCCAUUGGCGAGAAAUGCGCCAAGUCCGCCUCCGCUUCCAAUAUUGACGAGGCUAUGAGAGUAGUAGAAGAUAUUGGAUUCCCCGUCAUUGUUCGCGCCGCCUAUGCUCUUGGUGGUCUUGGUAGCGGUUUCGCUGAGGACCCCACUGAGCUGCGAGAACUUUGCACCAAGGCUUUUGCGGCCAGUCCCCAGGUCUUGAUCGAGAAAAGUAUGAAAGGCUGGAAGGAAAUCGAGUAUGAAGUUGUCCGCGACGCCCGUGACAACUGUAUCACAGUCUGUAACAUGGAGAACUUUGACCCUCUUGGCAUUCAUACUGGUGACUCCAUCGUCGUCGCACCUUCACAGACUCUUUCAGAUGAGGAUUACAAUAUGCUGCGCACAACUGCGGUUAACGUCAUUCGCCACUUGGGAGUUGUUGGUGAAUGCAAUAUUCAAUACGCUCUUAAUCCGUUCUCAAAGGAGUAUUGUAUUAUUGAAGUGAAUGCUCGUCUAUCCCGUUCUUCAGCCCUUGCUUCAAAGGCUACUGGAUACCCUCUUGCAUUCAUUGCCGCCAAGCUUGGUCUAAACAUUCCCCUGAAUGAGAUCUCGAACUCGGUCACCAAGGUGACCUGUGCAUGCUUUGAGCCGUCUCUUGACUAUGUUGUUGUCAAGAUUCCUCGCUGGGAUCUUAAGAAGUUCACCCGUGUUUCCACCCAGCUUGGUUCAUCUAUGAAGAGUGUUGGUGAAGUCAUGAGCAUUGGCAGGACCUUUGAGGAGGCCAUUCAAAAGGCCAUCAGAUCUGUCGACUUCCACAACUUGGGCUUCAACGAAACCAGCGCCCUGAUGUCUAUCGACACUGAACUUCAGACCCCUUCGGAUCAACGUCUUUUUGCUAUUGCGAACGCCAUGCACAGCGGAUACUCUGUGGAUGACAUCUGGAAAUUGACCCAGAUCGAUAAAUGGUUCUUGCGCAAACUCAAAGGUCUCAGUGAUUUCGGCAAGACGCUCGCAACCAACUACAAUGCCACCAAUGUACCGAUUAAUCUGAUUCGCCAGGCGAAACAACUUGGCUUUUCUGAUCGACAGCUUGCCAAGUUCUUGAGCUCAAACGAACUCGCCGUGAGACGUCAGCGCGUGGAAGCCGGUAUUAUCCCCGUCGUCAAACAGAUCGACACCGUCGCUGCAGAAUUUCCAGCUUUCACCAACUAUCUUUACUUGACAUACAAUGGAUCCGAGCAUGAUAUUGACUUUGAGGAUCAUGGUUUCAUGGUGCUUGGCUCGGGCGUCUACCGAAUCGGUUCUUCUGUCGAAUUUGACUGGUGCUCGGUUAGAACCAUUCGGACGCUCCGUGAACAGGGCCACAAGACUGUCAUGGUUAACUACAACCCUGAGACUGUGAGCACUGAUUACGACGAAGCAGACAGACUGUACUUCGAGAACAUCAACCUAGAGACAGUCCUCGACAUUUACCAGCUGGAAUCAUCCAGCGGAGUGAUCAUGUCCAUGGGUGGCCAGACACCCAACAACAUUGCCUUGCCAUUGCACCGUCUCAACGUUAAGAUCAUGGGAACUUCUCCCGAAAUGAUUGAUAAUGCUGAGAACCGCUACAAGUUUUCUCGAAUGCUUGAUCACAUCGGAGUCGACCAGCCUGCCUGGAAGGAGCUCACAAGCAUUGAGGAAGCGACUUCUUUCUGUAACAAGGUCAACUACCCAGUGCUUGUUAGGCCGUCUUAUGUUCUUUCCGGUGCCGCGAUGAACACUGUCUAUUCACAAGAUGACCUUGCAAACUAUUUGAACCAGGCCGCUGAAGUCUCUCGAGAACACCCAGUAGUCAUUACGAAAUACAUCGAGAAUGCCAAGGAAAUCGAGAUGGAUGCUGUGGCUCGCAAUGGUGUCAUGGUAGGCCAUUUCAUCUCUGAACACGUUGAGAAUGCCGGAGUCCACUCUGGUGACGCGACUCUUAUUCUCCCUCCACAAGACUUGGACCCCGAGACCGUCCGACGCAUUGAAGAUGCUACGCGAAGGAUUGGAAACGCCCUAAACGUGACUGGUCCUUAUAAUAUUCAGUUUAUUGCAAAAGACAACGAUAUCAAAGUCAUUGAAUGCAAUGUCCGUGCCUCUCGAUCCUUCCCAUUUGUGUCGAAAGUCAUGGGCGUCGAUUUGAUCGAGAUGGCCACCAAGGCCAUGAUUGGUAUCCCUUUCCAGGAAUACCCUCCAACCAGCAUUCCAAAGGACUAUGUUGGCGUCAAGGUCCCCCAGUUCUCUUUCUCUCGUCUCUCUGGUGCCGAUCCUGUAUUGGGUGUUGAGAUGGCUUCUACCGGUGAAGUUGCUUGUUUUGGCCGCGACCGCGCUGAAGCUUACCUCAAGGCUUUGGUGUCUACCGGUUUCCGUCUUCCCAAGAAGAACAUCCUACUUUCUAUUGGGUCUUUCAAGGAGAAGCUGGAGAUGCUUCCUUCAAUUCAGAAAUUGCACAAGAUGGGCUACAAUUUGUUCGCCACCGCUGGUACCGCAGAUUACUUGAAGGAGCAUGGCAUUCCUGUUAAAUACCUGGAACUUCUUGCUGGGGAGGAAGAAGACCUGAAGUCGGAAUAUUCUCUCACCCAGCACUUGGCCAACAAUCUCAUUGAUCUGUAUAUCAACUUGCCAUCCAGCAACAGAUACCGCCGUCCUGCCAAUUACAUGAGCAAGGGUUACAGGACUCGUCGUAUGGCUGUUGAUUACCAGACUCCAUUGGUUACCAACGUCAAGAACGCCAAGAUUCUGAUUGAAGCUCUUUCACGAAAGUUUGAAUUGGAGGUUCUCACCAUUGACCACCAGACAAGCCACCGUACCAUCGUGCUCCCUGGUAUGAUCAACAUUGCCUCGUUUGUUCCAGGCAUUGUUACCCCAGGCUCGAAAGACUUUGAGCUGGUCAGCAAGGCGUCUGUUGCUUCGGGUUUCACUAUGAUCCGUGUAUUGCCUGUCGGUGUGGAUGUUUCUGUGACUGAUGCAGUUGCUUUGAAUAUUGCACAGCAAAACUCCAAGAGCGGAAUGUUCUGUGACUUCAACUUGUCUGUAGCAGCUACAGCCACCAACGCAGAACAGAUCGAGCAAGUCACUAGUGAGGUGGGAGCUCUCUACAUUCCAUUCAACCACCUUUCGGGCAACAUCAACAAGGUGGCUGCCGUCACUAGCCAUUUUGGAGCCUGGCCAUCCAACAAACCUAUGAUUACCGACGCGAGGGCUACUGAUCUUGCGUCGAUCCUUCUCUUGGCUAGUCUACACAACCGCAACGUACACGUUUUGAACGUUUCGUCUAAGGAGGAUAUCAACUUGAUUGCUUUGAGUAAAGAAAAAGGACUCAAGGUGACUUGCGAUGUUUCGAUCUACAGCCUCUUCCUCAGCCAGCAAGAUUAUCCUGAGUGCGCUGCGCUGCCUAGUGUGGAAGACCAGAAAUCUCUCUGGGAGCAUCUGAGCACCAUUGAUGUUUUCUCUAUUGGAACCAUUCCUUACCAGCUUGCUGGCAAGGAGGCCAGCCCUACAGUUGGCAUUGCGGACGCUCUACCUCUAUUGCUCACAGCAGUUGCCCAGAACAAGCUGACGGUUGAUGAUAUCUCUAACCGUCUGUAUCACAACCCGAAGAGCAUUUUUGAGUUACAUGACCAGCAGGAUGCCUUUGUUGAGGUUGAAGUUGACCGCCCAUACACUUUCCAAAGUGAUGUGUGGUCGCCUUUCAAUGGCAAGCCUAUGAAGGGAUCGGUUCAUCGGGUGGUAUUCCAGGGUAAGACAUCUUGCCUUGACCGUGAAAUUCAACCAGAGGCUGCAAAGGGCAUCGACAUGUCUGGCCACCGUAUUGCGCCACCAUCCCCAUCGGUCAAGGCCUUCUCCCCUAGAGUACAACCCACGAUUGGCCGCCGCUUCUCUACCAGCACACCGAGCAGACAAACACGUGCAAAGAUUGGCGAUACGGUACCUCAUGUUUCUGAACUUGGGCCGCCGCUGUUUUCAUCUCCUUCUCAGGUGUCACCGUCGUUGGUUGAACUUAUUUCGCGGUCUACAUUCAAACAGAAGAAUAUCCUUUCCGUUGAGCAAUUCAACCGCUCCGACCUUCACCUUCUGUUCACUGUAGCGCAGGAAAUGCGCCUUGGUGUUGAAAGACAGGGUGUUUUGGACAUCCUCAAGGGCCGUGUAUUGUGCACUCUGUUCUAUGAGCCAUCCACCCGCACAUCUGCUUCUUUCGAUGCAGCUAUGCAACGCUUGGGUGGUCGCACGGUCGUGAUUUCCACCGAUCAUUCCUCGACACAGAAGGGCGAGACACUGCAGGACACGAUCCGUACCCUCGCAUGUUAUGGAGACGCAGUUGUUCUUCGUCAUCCUGAUGAGAAUAGCGCCCACACCGCCGCCCGGUUCUCACCCGUUCCUAUUAUCAACGGUGGUAACGGUAGCCGUGAGCACCCAACCCAGGCCUUCCUCGAUCUGUUUACUAUCCGGGAAGAACUUGGAACUGUCACUGGUAUCACAGUUACCUUCACUGGAGACUUGAGAUAUGGCCGCACCGUGCAUUCGUUGAUUAAGUUGCUCCAGUUUUACGAUGUGCGCAUCCAGCUGGUGGCUCCAAAGGCUCUCUCGCUGCCUGAAGAAGUCCGCAAGUUGAUUGUCUCUUCUGGCCAGUUGAUCUACGAAGCUGAAGAGCUCACCCCGGACAUUGUUGCUCGCUCUGAUGUUUUGUACUGUACUCGCGUGCAGAAAGAGCGCUUUGCUGAUCUCGAAGAGUACGAACGGCUCAAGGAUAGCUUUGUCAUUGACAACUCUGUGUUGAAGAACGCCAAGAGCCAUAUGGUUGUUAUGCACCCGUUGCCUAGAAAUGCGGAGAUUGGGGAGGAGGUUGACUUUGACCAGAGGGCUGCAUACUUCCGCCAGAUGCGUUAUGGUCUUUACUGCCGAAUGGCAUUGUUGGCCCUUGUUCUGGCACCUUGA
Talaromyces rugulosus is the source of this 6792-nucleotide messenger RNA. RefSeq lists its product as uncharacterized. The record is from RefSeq and is a predicted model, not a curated record. NCBI's taxonomy places the organism in Eukaryota, Fungi, Ascomycota, Eurotiomycetes, Eurotiales, Trichocomaceae. Gene Ontology annotation, molecular function: ATP binding; amino acid binding; aspartate carbamoyltransferase activity. Gene Ontology annotation, cellular component: cytoplasm; cytosol. The coding region runs from base 1 to 6792 and encodes 2263 amino acids. Gene Ontology annotation, biological process: UTP biosynthetic process; 'de novo' pyrimidine nucleobase biosynthetic process; L-citrulline biosynthetic process. The transcript is spliced from 3 exons.